AUGUCGAUGGAGGCCCUCUCGACUUUCCAUCUCUUCUUCAGUGGCUUCCUGCUGGCAGUCUCCCUUUCAUCAGGUGCUGAAGCCACCGAGUGUCCCGGAGGAUGGAGGCAUCUCAAAGGAUUCUGCUAUGGCUUCUUCAACCUGAAAGUGACUUGGAUGAGAGCGGAGCUGGAAUGCCAGUCCUUAAAAUCAGAGAGCCACCUCGCUUCUAUCGACAAUGCAGAACAGGCAGAGCUACUGUCCAAGUACCUUGAUGAAGCCUACUACCAUCAACCGUCAUCGGUCUGGAUUGGGAUGUUCGAGAACGAAAUCGGGACUCCAAAGAAGAGGUACUUUGAGUGGGCGGAUCGGACCUCCGUCGGUUAUACGUCUUGGGCACCAGGAGAGCUGCACCACUUAAAGAAACAUUGUGCAGCCCUGCGCAAACCAGGAGAAAGCAGUUGA
Molecule: messenger RNA, 444 nt
Organism: Ahaetulla prasina
Lineage: Eukaryota; Metazoa; Chordata; Lepidosauria; Squamata; Colubridae
Product: C-type lectin-like
Exons: 6
Coding region: 1-444 (147 amino acids)
Molecular function (GO): signaling receptor activity
Source: RefSeq, a predicted model, not a curated record